AUGCCUACCAAGCUGGCCUAUCUCAGCACCAUCGUGAUACGGCGCCAGUCCACUAACCACAGGCUCAUUGAUCGAGAUCAGAGUGUCGCAGUGGCUACAGAAAGGAGGUAUUCCGGGAGCAGGGACGUGAAGCAAAGUGGGAGUGACGUGGACUCGCCGCCCACCAUUCAGCCACUUCAGAACCUGGAAUACCGCAGCCCGCCGGCCCGCCCUCCAGUUUCCAGCCAGACAAUCCAGUCGGAGAUGAGUCACAGGCAGGGACACGCCUCGCCUCAGAUGCUGGUAGCUCGAUACAACCACACCAGCUACUUCUACCCAACGUUCUCAGAGAGCUCAGAGCACCGCCAUCUGCUCGUGUCUCCUGUGCUGGUGGCAAGCGCAGUCAUAGGCGUGGUCAUCACCCUCUCCUGCAUCACCAUCAUCGUAGGUAGCAUCCGCAGGGACAGGCAAGCCCGGCUCCAGCGGCACCGCCACCGCCAUCGCCGCCGCCGCCACCACCACCAUCGCCGCCGCCGCCGCCGCCACCGAGAGUACGAGCACGGCUACGUGUCCGACAGGCACUCGUAUAGCCGCUCGAGCCACAGGACACACUACACCUGCAGCCCUGCCGAGGACUGGCCUCCACCCUUGGACCUCAGCUCUGAUGGGGAUGUGGAUGCCACGGUGCUCCGAGAGCUGUACCCAGAUUCUCCACCAGGUUACGAGGAGUGUGUGGGGCCGGGGGCCACUCAGCUGUACGUCCCCACGGACGCCCCGCCCCCCUACUCGCUGACCGACUCCUGCCCCGCGCUGGACCGCACCCUGGAUGCGGGCAGUGGCCGCAGCCCCGGCCAACACCAGCAGGCACAGAGACCACAGGGCGAGAGUGGCCUCCGCACCAUUUCCGUGGACACCCUGCCGCCUUAUGAGGCCGUGUGUGGGGCCAGUCCCCCCGCGUCGGGCCUGCUGCCACUGCCGGGACCAGAACCAGGGCCGAGGCGCUCCCAGGACACGCCCACCCCAACCCGGGCCCCAGCCUCAGGCCCAGAGAGGAUUAUGUGA
Mesoplodon densirostris (Blainville's beaked whale) is the source of this 1041-nucleotide messenger RNA. It is a transcript of the gene BEAN1, whose product is annotated as brain expressed associated with NEDD4 1. The coding region runs from base 1 to 1041 and encodes 346 amino acids. NCBI's taxonomy places the organism in Eukaryota, Metazoa, Chordata, Mammalia, Artiodactyla, Ziphiidae. The record is from RefSeq and is a predicted model, not a curated record. The transcript has 5 exons.